AUGGGUAGGACGCUCCUCGAGAGCUCUUUCUUCGCUCGAGAGCUCAACGAAGGCAACUGGGGCUGGCAGGUUAUCAAUGGAUCCUGCGGGAAGCGCCGCUUCAAGUUCGGCAGAGGAGGCUUCAAGCGGUGUUUCGACCUGGUUAUCAAGAUGAGCUUCUCUAGCGCUCAAUUCUCCUGGCGCAGCUGGGUCAUCACUGUGCGGGGCAACCACGUCUAUGACUGGGUCUCAGGACCUAGGCACCGCAUUGAUGUGAGUUUCCGUUUCCAUGCUCGUGGCAGUGCCGCCCGUGUCAUGCCGCAUGGCAUCAUUGGCCAGAGCUUCUCGUCCAACGAGCCGAGGCACGGCCACGUCGAUAGCUACCCACAGGACGGCGAGUUCAUCACCAGUGCCAUGGCAGAGGGCGCGAUCGAGGGCAAUGCAACAAUGUACGAAAUGGCUUCGCCGUACGCGACUGAGUUCGCCUUCUCGCGCUUCAGCGGCGUUUCUGACGGCCCCGAUAAAGGGUCUGGGUCCUCGGUAUUGGACGCCUCUGAGGCAUCGACAAUGUUGGGCGAGCGAGGGUCGUCGGCGGGAGUAGCGGGGCGGUUCCUCUCGGAGGAGGCGCCCUGCCCCCCGCCCUCAUCCCCACCGCCUUUGUCGCCGGGAGCAGUCCAAGUCGCCGCCACCUCGUUCUCGCUCGACGUUGGCGGCGGCAGGCUUCGGCGGCGUGCACUCGACGCAAUCGGGUUGGAUGCCAUCGAGGCUGCGUUGAUCGCGUCCUUUGCCGGCUCGGGUGCCAAUAUAACGGCCGAACAGAUCACUCUGGAAGACCUUGGCGACAAUACAGUGCUGGUGACGAUCGUUCAGGCCGCAGUAGGCCCGUCCGCCGAUGAUAUCACGGCCUCUGCCUUGCAACCUAGCUUCCUGGCCAGCAUGAGCGAGGAGCUGGGAACUACGGUCGGGAUUACAUCUGUCGCCCAAUCUACGGCUCGGACGGGAGUCGGUUAA
Molecule: messenger RNA, 990 nt
Organism: Emiliania huxleyi CCMP1516
Lineage: Eukaryota; Haptophyta; Isochrysidales; Noelaerhabdaceae
Exons: 2
Coding region: 1-990 (329 amino acids)
Source: RefSeq, a predicted model, not a curated record